CAAGGAGACGCAGUCGUAGCCGUAGACAGAGUUAAAAAUACAAAGAAAAGGUAAAAAGGUAAAAUCGGUCGGUCGGCGAGGAAGCGUGUGGCAAUGAAGUGCUUCUAAGCAAAAACGACUUUUGAUUGAUCUCCCAUUCCUUUCGGAUGCUCUGGAAGUGCCACAUGGCUGCUAACCUGCGCACAUUAAAAGUCCCAUUAAACAGUGUGCUGUGUACGCCAAAGGUCGGUAAUGUUAGGUCUCACACCGGUCUUCUGACCCUGAACAGUGCACCUCCGGCAUGCAAUUUCUACGCAACUCUAACAUCCACUGGAAGCUGCACAAUAAACUGUCUGGCACGACAGAGGUACAGGUCGUUCUGUCCUGCGGUGCAUACUCGAGCUACGUCCAGUGUCUGCCUCCCAGAGUUUCGUCAGCAGACAGAAACCACCACACACUGCGCAGCCAGCAGUAGACAUGGAGUAUUUCAGCCCGAACUCCUAGAAUCCUUCUGUCCUCUUGAUAUACCUGAACCUCGUGCCACCGAGCAUGCACCUUUUUCUUUUCUGGAUUAUGAGGGAUCAAUUUCAGACGGUGCGAGGGAUGCAUCAAGCACCGUACCAACUACAGUACUAUCGGGAUAUCUCGGGGCCCAGCCAUAUCAGGUGUACUGCUUCAAUGCUGGCUAUAAUGACACCAAAGGAACAGCGCUGUCAAAUUAUGAAAAGGAGGUGAUGCGAUUCGCAGACGACACUGCUCGUCAGCAAGCAACCAGCGGAAGCCCACACCCAGGCAGACCUUCUGAGGAGCAGCUACAAAAAACAUUCAGCGUACUUGCUGAUUGUCUACCCAAGUUUUUUGUGCAGCCACAUGCUUAUCACUUGUACCACAAAGAUGUGAUUUUUCAAAACAACAUCAGAGGUGUCACUACAUAUGGUCUUACUUCCUAUGUGCAGCAGCUGGCACUGGUGAGGGUUCUCGGUCAUCUUCGUUACGCAAAUGUGAAACUCGAAGUGCUCAAGAUGACACUGCACAAGGAGGAUGGCACAAUACGUAUCCGAUGGCGCAUCACAGGAGUCUCGGGCCUACGGGUGUUGCUCAUGUUCUGGAAAUUUAAGAUUUGGCAGUGGAAGAAAAUGAUGAAUCAAGAGGCUGAGUGGACGGACGGUUUUUCCAUAAUGUAUCUUGGAGCUGAUGGGCUCAUCUACAAACACGAGUGUGAUAAGAUCAUGCCGGAUGAGGAACCCAAGGAGUUGAAGACUGGUAAUGUUGCGCUCAAGUUGGCACUCAUGCUCGGUCUGACACCUCAAGCUUCCGGAUUCGGCGGUGCCGGGAGUCUAGGCACAAUCAGCCUUGCGUCCGAUACCUCAGAGGAAAGCGGAUUGGCUUAGUUCAACAACGUUUGUGACACCUAGUCAUGCCUGUGCUGUCCAUCACCUGACCCUUGAAGAAAAAGCAUUGAGAUGGGAUGGUCUGAUGUGAAUGGCUGUACAUAGAUAGGACUUUUUCAACACCUUAUGUACAUAGUUGAUGGUAAAGUGAAUAUGUCUAGGAACGCUAGGUUACAUUGAUUGUGUUUCGUGCUGCUGCCUCCCUUCUCCUGAAGAUAAAUUUUUCUCCGAUUUUUAUUACUUCGUAUUACACAGCACCACUGGCUAGCGUAUUGGUGAAAUUGCCUAAACUAGUCCAGGCAUCCUGCGUAACAACUAGUGUAUCAAAUUAUGCAUGGUUGAGGCUGGCCAACACACUUUAAAUUUUGACAUUCUAAAGCUUGUGCACGAGCUACGAUUGUAAGAGCUACCAUAGGUGUUGCAUAUGAGACAGCACAAUUAGUGGUACUAGUUCUUUUUUUUUCUUAAAGCACACAAAGCUUAGUCACAAAUGUAAGCAUUACUGCUCUCGCUGAGGUGCAACUCAAUGUAUGGAGAUGUACUUAUGCUGACCUCAGCAACCUGCAAUGGCCAGACUUGCAUAGCAUAGUAUAUAGAUGAGUCUGCAGAGUUUCGUUGUUGCGAUAAAGGUAUUCACAUGUGCUA
Messenger RNA from Ornithodoros turicata, 2015 nucleotides. RefSeq lists its product as uncharacterized. Bases 147 to 1370 code for a protein of 407 amino acids. The record is from RefSeq and is a predicted model, not a curated record. The transcript is spliced from 6 exons. Lineage: Eukaryota; Metazoa; Arthropoda; Arachnida; Ixodida; Argasidae.